AUGCAGCCAGCACUCUCAGCCUUCUUCAUGCUGCUCUUUGUCCUGCUGUGUCUCCUGGGAAUCCUGGCCAACGGCUUCAUUGUGCUGGUGCUGAGCAGAGAAAGGAUGCGGCGUGGGAGGCUGCUUCCCUCCGACAUGAUCCUCAUUAGCUUGGGUGCCUCCCGCUUCUGCCUGCAGUGGGUUGGAAUGGUGAACAACUUCUACUACUUCCUCCACCUGAACGAGUACAGCCAAGGUCCUGCCCGGCAACUCACUGGUCUCCACUGGGACUUCCUGAACUCGGCCCCCUUCUGGCUUGGCUCUUGGCUCAGUGUCCCCUUCUGCAUGAAGAUUGCCAACUUCACCCACCCCACCUUCCUCUGGCUGAAGUGGAGGUUCCCAGGGUCAGUGCCCUGGCUCCUCAUGGCUUCUCUCCUGAUCUCUUUCAUCGUCACCCUGCUCUUCUUUUGGGGAAACCAUGCUGUGUAUCAAGGAUUCUUAAUUAGAAAAUUUCCUGGGAACAUGACCUUCAAGCAGUGGAGCCGGAGGCUGGAAAUUCACUCUUCCUUGCCCCUGAAACUUAUCAUGUCAGUUCCCUGCUCUGUCUUUCUGGUCUCAAUUGCACUGUUGAUUAAUUCUCUGAGGCGACACACAGGGAGGAUGCAGCGCAGCACCCACAGCCCGCAGGACCACAGCGGCCAGGCUCAUACCAGAGCUCUGAAGUCACUCAUCUCCUUCCUCAUUCUUCAUGCUCUGUCCUUUGCAUCCCUGGUCAUUGAUGCUGCGGGUUUCUUCUCCUCAGAGAGUGACUGGUACUGGCCAUGGCAGAUUUUAAUCUACCUGUGCACAUCUGUCCAUCCCUACAUCCUCAUCCUCAGCAACCUCCGGCUUCGAGGGGUGUGCAGUCAGCUACUUCUGUUGGCCAGGGACUUCUGGCUGGCCUCGGUGGCAUGGUCCCACCCAGAACCCUGA
Messenger RNA from Neomonachus schauinslandi (Hawaiian monk seal), 951 nucleotides. RefSeq names its product taste receptor type 2 member 41. Gene Ontology annotation, biological process: sensory perception of taste; detection of chemical stimulus involved in sensory perception of bitter taste; G protein-coupled receptor signaling pathway. Gene Ontology annotation, molecular function: G protein-coupled receptor activity. NCBI's taxonomy places the organism in Eukaryota, Metazoa, Chordata, Mammalia, Carnivora, Phocidae. The record is from RefSeq and is a predicted model, not a curated record. Gene Ontology annotation, cellular component: membrane.